This is a messenger RNA of Neurospora hispaniola, 837 nucleotides long. RefSeq lists its product as uncharacterized. Lineage: Eukaryota; Fungi; Ascomycota; Sordariomycetes; Sordariales; Sordariaceae. The transcript has a single exon. The annotation marks the transcript as partial. The record is from RefSeq and is a predicted model, not a curated record.
ACGAGCAAGAGAUUUACCCACGAAUAAGAGAACACAAAGAGCAACGACGUCACAUGCACCGACGCACUCCUACCCCCAAGUCAUCGCUCUCUAAUCUGUCUUUCAUUCACUAUUACCACCCACCACCCCGUCGUCACACAAGAAUCUCGCUACCCAACUACAUACAUAACCUUCUCUCUUGGGUGAAUUUUUCCGUUCCCGGGUGAUGCCGCUCCUCGGAACCAAAUCAUGUAAUGUAUGCAUGCAAUGCAGCAAAAGUCCAAAGUGAACCAACAUACAUACAUAUGUACAUACGCGCCGUUUCGUUACCGUCUCCUCGGGACCGGACAACUCCACGCUCUAGACCUUGGACCAGACACACUGGAAAACCAAAAUUGCAAAGUUACUUCCACAGGGUAACAUCAUCAUCAUCACCUGCCCACAGGAGAAUUUAUGUAUGUAGGUGUAUCUCUGGGGAGUAUGUACAUAUUUCCAGCAAAAGAAAUGUCACUUCCCCCACCCACGCAUUCGCUUGCUUACAUUACGCACACACAUACACACAUACUAUACGUACUCUGACGAAUCAAAUUGCUUUGUUGGUAUAUGUAGUUAUUGUGUACAGAAUCAGAUGCAUUCAAGUGGUGGUACUCGGGAUGGGGGGUAAUCACAACCAUAUGCAUGCAUGUGAUUGUUGGUGGCGACGGGUGGUGACGGGAAGUGACGGCCCGGUUGGAGACGAGGGGUUGGUGAACUCGGUAGGUUGAACGGCCGGCGACGGUGUGUUCACAGGAGAGAAAAGCAAGUGAUAUAGAACUGAAGCACUUUUGGUUGUGUUGUGGAAAAGGAGGAAAAACAAUU